Molecule: messenger RNA, 2241 nt
Organism: Oikopleura dioica
Lineage: Eukaryota; Metazoa; Chordata; Appendicularia; Copelata; Oikopleuridae
Source: the annotation of a GenBank genome assembly
AUGAAGUUUCGCUACUUCUUCGCGCUCGCACUGGUAGGCGCGAGCUCGUCAGUAGACCACCAUUACCCGCGUUGUUUGAAUCUCGGGUGUGAUGAAGCUAGUCAAAUGUGCGCUUGCGAGUCGAAGAAUGACGCUGACGGUUCUGUUUACGCUGAUUUCACUGACUGCAAAUGUGUUCCCAAAUCGUCGAAAGAAUGCACUGCUUCCGACUGUGGACCAGAAGCUGAUGGUUUGACAUAUUGCCACGUCACUUAUGGCAGUUCCGGUAUCUUGAGCAAACAAUGCUUCUGUCCACCUGGGUUCAAACAAACUUCGAUCUUUAGCACGACAACUUUUAAAUUCACCUUUGUUUGUGAAGAUUACGAUGAGUGCGCUGAGGGCAACCGGAACUCCUGCGACAUCGAAAACGGCGAAACUUGCCUGAACAUGGACGCAGCAACUGGAGACGCUUACGAGUGUCUUGGGACAGCACAGCCUCUACCAACAACUUCCCCGACAAGAGCUCCUCGUGAUUGGCACAAUGGUCCUCACGGCGAUUUGAUCCUGACCGAUUGGCAAAAAGAGAUUCUAGAGAAAAGUGGCUUCGACACUUCUUCUUACCGAAUCGACCCAAAUGUGCCGAUAACGAGAGGAAGCGAGAUCGUGAGAUGCGAAUUUGAUUUGAAUGAAAAUGGAUGCUGUGCGUCGAUUUAUUCAAGUCUCUUUGGCCAGACUUGCGUGUCAAAUGGACUUGUCAACGAUAAACAGAGUUAUCUCUGUCCGAAUGGUAAUUCACUCAGAUGGAGCUCGAGCAGUGGUUGGACAUAUUAUGUCAGUGAACUGAGCUCAGCCUAUUACUCAAACUCUGGAACCAGUUUUGGCGACACGUCCGGAACUUGCCUUCAUUCGGAAGUUCAAGAGCCAACUUUUGUUUGGGGAUUGAACAAUAUGCAGCUAAGCUGCGUUAAGAACGGCGAAAAAACACUGUUGCCUUGCGCUAGCAGCACAUGCAAUUUAGAGGUAGCAACCUGUGUCAACAAUGCCAAUGAAACUGGAUUCAAUUGUGUUUGUAAAGAUGAAUUUCCCGGUUGCGAUCCUGGAAAUCCAGACACAACAACAACAACAACAAUUAUGACGACGACUUCAACAACGACAACAACAACAACAACGACAACAAGUACGACCACGACUUCAACUACAACAACAACAACUACGUCAACUACAACAACUACAACAACAACAACCACAACAAAAACAAGCACUACUACAACGACAUCAACAACAACGACAACAAAAUCAACGACAACAUUAGCGACAAGCACAACUACAAAUACAGCUACUACUCUAUUUUCUGAUUGCCCGAACGAGUUUUGGGAUUAUAUCUAUGAUAGUGAGCAGGAUGUCUGGUUCUGCGCUCCGAAAACCGGCCUUGUAUCAGUCGUUUGCGGCUCAACAUCGAUGACUGUCACCCUAAGCACUGACCUUUUCAAUGACAACGACCAAUACGAGGCUAAAUUCAUUGAUGACAGCUCCAUGGACUGCCGUACAGUAGGCUCCCUUGAAGAAGACUCCUUCACUUUAGAGACUGCUCUCGACGGAUGUGGAACAGUGAACUCCCUCAAUGGGGCAAAUCUCGAUUUCACGCAAGUCCUUCACGUCGAAACCCACUCGUCCUUUAUCUCCAUCGAUAAGCCAAUGGAUCUCUCCUUCACUUGCUCGUAUCCUUCCUUGGUGACUGCUGUCUUUGGUGGUGAUAAUGAGACCGAUUUCAACUUCUACGUCAGCAAUCCUCAAUUUAAUGCUACUUACACUGAUCUCUCCAGCGGUGCUGCAUUCGAGAGCGGUGACAUCGUGUACUUUGGAAUCAAUCCAACUGGAUCGGAUACCAACUCCUCUCUUCCCGAAACUGUUACUUACACCGUCACCGAUUGCCGAAUCAUCAACGAUGCACUCAGCGUCGAGUUUCCAAUCCUCGCUGAUGGUUGCGCACAAGAAGUUGUCGGAUUCGACUUCGAGGAUACUUCAGCAUGGCCUAUUGACGCUUCGAUUCGUCCGAUUCACAAUGAGGACUCUGUGUACUUUGAAUACAUGAGUUUCCGAUUUGUGUCCGCAGAGGAUGAUAUCGACUACAAUGAAAAACUAAGCUGCGAUAUCACUGUUUGCGACCGAAAUGAUCCCUCCAGUGCCUGCGUAGCUACACCAAACUGCGCUCGACGACGACGAUCAUCAUCAUCUCUUGAAGAUCUGAUUACUUUCGAGUAA